Molecule: messenger RNA, 3652 nt
Organism: Austrofundulus limnaeus
Lineage: Eukaryota; Metazoa; Chordata; Actinopteri; Cyprinodontiformes; Rivulidae
Gene: stk24b
Product: serine/threonine kinase 24b (STE20 homolog, yeast)
Exons: 10
Coding region: 770-2035 (421 amino acids)
Biological process (GO): negative regulation of cell migration; protein phosphorylation
Cellular component (GO): Golgi apparatus; cytoplasm
Molecular function (GO): ATP binding; protein serine/threonine kinase activity
Source: RefSeq, a predicted model, not a curated record
GUGUCAUCAGCACCUGGAGUCAGGAUGUUGCUGAUCCGGAUCCGCCCAGCAGCUCGGCGUCACAGUACCGACAAGAUGGCUGAGAUUACGGGUCCAAAGUGAGGGAGGAGGAAACAACAGUGGAGAGCUCUUCUUGUUGGAGAUGGUGGAGCUUCAGAACCGCUGAGGGGUCCAGUUCGGGGCGGGGAGUGGCGGAGARACACGCUAGGUGUGUCCCGGACUCGGGUCUGCGGGUCCAGUUGGUCCGGAUGUAAACAAACUGUGGUCCAAAGCGGUACGCAGACGGAGCAUUCGUCAUGGAGCUAACCUGCUAACAAUGUUUACUAGCUGACAGCACCGUCAGGCAGAGGAGACGCUUCCACCAAGUGACGCUCGGAGUUAUUUUUAAAUGAAUAGUUGCUGCUUCUGAAUAUUUACUAUGAGCUAAUGUUUGUGGCAGCAGCACAACUUUUAACACGCAGGAAAUCAGGCUGAACUCCUCCAGCUGGUUAGCCGCAAUGUUAGCAAGCUGGUUAGCAUGCUAGCGUUGCGGAUUUCUCACAGCUCGGGAGUUAGCAUUAGCAACUGUUCUGAGUUUGUUCCGACACAGAAAAGGUUCCGCUGUUUGUGAGAAGGACACUUUUUUAAACCACUGCUCGGAAAGUAGCGGCAGCACCUCCUGGGACACCGGGAGACCUGAUCUGGGUCGCUGACAUUGAAGGCAUCACAGCCGCGGGGACUGUGAGGACCAGCGGAGCUGAGGAGAACCGAGCCCCAAGUCGGCUUCGUCAUGGCCCACUCUCCCGUACAAGGGAACCUGCCGGGGAUGCAGAACUCCAGAGUCGACCCCGAGGAGCUGUUCACCAAGCUGGAGCGCAUUGGCAAAGGCUCAUUCGGCGAGGUGUUCAAAGGCAUUGACAAUCGCACACAGAAAGUGGUGGCCAUCAAGAUCAUAGACCUGGAGGAGGCAGAAGACGAGAUCGAAGACAUCCAGCAGGAGAUCACCGUGUUAAGUCAGUGCGAUAGCCCCUUUGUCACCAAGUAUUACGGCUCAUACCUGAAGGACACAAAGCUAUGGAUCAUUAUGGAGUAUUUAGGUGGAGGCUCCGCCUUAGACCUGAUGGAACCUGGAGCGUUGGACGAGACCCAGAUUGCCACGAUUCUUAGAGAAAUCCUGAAGGGUCUGGAGUACUUGCACUCAGAGAAGAAGAUCCACAGAGACAUCAAAGCUGCCAACGUGCUGCUGUCUGAGCAAGGAGAGGUGAAGCUGGCAGACUUCGGUGUGGCGGGCCAGCUCACAGACACUCAAAUCAAACGGAACACCUUCGUGGGAACGCCUUUCUGGAUGGCCCCGGAGGUGAUCAAACAGUCGGCGUAUGACUCCAAGGCUGAUAUUUGGUCUUUGGGCAUCACAGCAAUCGAGCUGGCGAAAGGCGAGCCACCCCACUCAGACCUCCACCCCAUGAAGGUUUUAUUCCUCAUCCCAAAGAACAACCCCCCCACGCUGGAGGGCAACUACUGCAAACCACUCAAGGAGUUUGUCGAAGCCUGUCUCAACAAGGAGCCCAGUUUUAGGCCAACUGCCAAAGAGCUGCUGAAGCAUAAACUAAUCGUCCGCUAUGCUAAGAAGACGUCAUACCUGACCGAGCUGGUGGACAAGUACAAGAGGUGGAAGGCRGAGCAGUCUAGAACUACAGAGUCCAGUUCUGACGAGUCAGACUCGGAGCAGGACGGUCAGGCGUCGGGCGGGAACGACUUUGGCAGCGAUGACUGGAUCUUCACCAUUCGAGAGAAGGACCCCAAGAAGCUUCAGAAUGGAGAGGGACAAUCGGGGGGAACGGAUCAGACAAAAGACAUUCCAAGGAGGCCUUAUUCACAGAGCCUGGCCUCAGUCAUCUCUCCUGCUCUAUCUGAGUUGAAGGCUCGACAGGAGCAGGUGAAUGGGAACCCCAUGGUCCUGGAUGAGCUCAGGGAGGCUAUCCUCCUCGCUGAAGAGGCCUACCCUGGUAUCUCUGACUCACUUGUGGCUCACAUGGUGCACAGGCUCCAGAGGUAACAACAUCUGUCAUUUAAAAGGGACUUUCCCAUUAGUCAGGUUCAAGUGCAAACCCAGAAUCAAAGCUUAGCUCCAUUUUUCUGUUUCCAUCAACUCUAAUACCAAAAACCAGUGCUGACUCAGGCCCAGCUCCUGGAUCAAAAGAGACAUCCACUUUGAUCAGGAGCUGGCUCACAGAGACCAACUAAAUGUGAUGGUUAAAAACAGUUAUUUUCACUUAUAGUCUGAACAGAUCAAUAAAAUGUCACCAUAGUGUUGGAAUUACCUGAGCUUGUCCCUACCUCCUUGUGCUUAUUUUAAACAAAUCCUCUCUGCUAUAAAACCUGAUCGUGUUUAUAGAUCCUUCUUAAAAGUCAGUUUUUACUCCUGUUUAUGGUGACAUUUAUUUUACCAACUGUUGUUUAAAACAGCACUUACUAUUAAAUGCAUUACAUUGGUGAUAUUUUAACAAACCCUGUGAUCUGGUUAGGUAAAUGGUCUCUUCCAGCGUUGGGGUCCCAUAAUUAGGUUUUAAAUCUAGUCUUUUAUGAAGUACCUCAAAGUAAUACUUUAGUGAAAUUACAUGUAUCUUACUAUAGGAUUACUUGGUUGAAGUCUCCUUCACAAAUAAUUUUUCAGUAAAAGUUUGAAUAUCUGACAUUUAUUGCAUUAAAAGUAAAUAUCUUACAUAAAAUAUACUCAAAUAUAAAAUUAUUUAGUAAAAGUAAGUGGUUAGAAUUUCCAAAAUGAUAUUUACUUGAAGGUAACAUCUGCAAAAAACAUGACUAUCAUGUUAUAUUAAAAUAUUGCAUGUAUAUCUCUGCCACAGUCAUCUUCAUAUUAGACUACAUAUGCCUGAUAAGUCCUACUGGAGUGGGACAUGACUUACGUCGUGCAGGUGUAAUGGAUUCUACAAAUCAAUAGGGUGUCAGAUUGGAGGCUGUUAUUUGGAUAUCCAGUGUUUCCAGUAUUCCUCUCCUAUCUAAGAGAUAAUGUAAUUUGUUAUGAAUUUCCCAGGUUUUUUUUUUCCAUUUGCUAAUUAGUGGGGGUUCAUUAUUUAGCCAUUUUUUGAUUAUAGCUUUUUUACAACCAGCGUAGUGUAGUGACCAGAGAAAAUAAGCACCAGAUAGCUUAGACACCAAGGAACGUAGGCACCAGAGAAUGUAGGCACCAAAGAAAGUUGGCACCAGGAAACAUAGGCACCAAGGAACUUAGGCACCAAGAAACAUAGGCAUCAAGGAAAUUAGGAACUAGAGAACAUAAGCACCAAGGGGCUGAGGCCCCGUGGAACAUAGGUACCAAAGAAUAUAGGCACAGGGGAAUGUAGACACCAAGGAAUAUGGGCACCAAAUAGCUUAGGCACCAUUUAACGUAGGCACCAAAGAAAGUUUUCACCAGGGAACUUAGGCACAAGAGAACAUAGGCAUGAAAGAACGUAGGCAUCAAGGAACAUAGGCACCAGAGAACGUAGGCACCAAGGAGCUCAGGCCCCACGGAACAUAGGCACCAAAGAAUGUAGGCACCAAAAAAACAUAGGCACCGAGGAACAUAGGCACCAGAGAACGUAGGCACCAAGGAGCUCAGGCCCCACGGAACAUAGGCACCAAAGAAUGUAGGCACCAAAAAAACAUAGGCACC